AUGAGUCUAUAUAAGAGGCUAGCAUCGGGUGAGCACGAUAAUGCUUGCCUUCACAUGCAGCCGCGACUCCGAAGUAGUCAUCGUACUAGUAACAACAACAAUGAUAAUAACGAAUCAAAUGAUUUAAUUGGUAAUAUACUGCACUUGCGUGGAGAGUUUGAUGUCCAAAAGACGGUGUCGCAUCAGCAACUCAGUCCAGGGCUGUUACGCGAAUGGAAUAGGAUAUUUGAGGAAGCAGCAAUAUUUACAGGGUUUGACGAAAAGCUUUUUGGGACGGUGGUCACUAUUGUUUAUCGUAAUUGUACAUCGGGCCAGAUAUCAGCCCAGUCAUUGACCAAAUUUGGAUUAUCAACUUAUUUGGACUUGAAGCUCGAUUCCUCAUCUAGAUUUUGGCCUAGUUGUGAAAAUUUAUUACCAAAGUACAAGAAAUCACACGUUCGAAGAGCAUUGGCAAUACUGAAUUUGAAAAACUCAAGUAAGCUCUUGAAUCACCAUGAAUUGAUGGGCACUUUACCCAUGUGGGAUGAAACAGACGCAGGUAACCUUGCCAACAACAUGAAAUUGAUCCAGAAUGCAAAGCCCAGUGAGGUUGGAAAAACAUUAUUAGACUUUGGUCUACUUCAAAACCAUCACAUACUGACAUUCAUAAUGGAUGUCGUUUAUGAUAGCAAUAAUGCUAACGAAAUGAUCUCAACAGAGAAUAACAAAAUAGUAACAUUGCUUGGAGAACAACUUGAUCAACUUUUUGAUCCCUUACUAGAGUAUUCUCCCGAGGUUAUGGAAAUCACAUAUACUCCCGCUACAUUAAGUGCAAGUGGAAAUGCAAGUGGAAAUGGAAAUGGAAAUGGCAACAAAAACAUGCACCCUAAAGAAAAAGCUUUGUUGUACGCAAAUUCUAAAGUUCAAAACAUAGUUGACGAGUUUGUAAAUGUGCAAACAAAAUUUACAAUGGGUCUCGUUGAGCUACUACAAAACUUUAUUAUCCCUUUAAGAAUAAGUGCUACAGAACUAAACUCAAAAGCCACAAAUAGAAUAGCAGAGAUUAAUCGUAUUUUUCCUCCAACUAUAGACGAAAUGGCUAGGAUCAACUGUAUAUUUAAUGAUGCUUUGCUCAAAGCGCGUAAGAUCAACUACGUUGAGGUGUUUAAUGCCAUUGGAACAAUAAUACCUUAUUUUUACAAACCUUGCAUACGUCAUGAAGCAAACAUGAAGAGUUUUUAUGCCAAACUCAAAGGUUUUUAUCAAGACAAUAAGAAAAGCGUUUUUGAUAAUGAACGCAUCAACCGCUCGAGGUAUGCUGUGACGGAAAUUGAUACGAUCGUGACGGGAUCGUUGAUGAUGUUGCCAAAGUUGAAACUAAUCAUGAAUCGUCUUUAUGAAGAGAUAAAGAUUGAAGCAGCAAAAGAGACCAACCAAGCCAAUGAAGUUUAUAUUGAUAUUGGUAAUAAAAAUGUAGACACUGCGAUGGGAUUUAUAGAAAAGCAAUUUCGCUCUGCUAUGGAGGUAUUUCAAGCUCUAGGAAAUGUUGAAGGAGCACCGCUGGGAGAAAUAGGAAGAGAAAGAAUAUUUACACCAACAGGGAAAAUCUUGACCGAGUUAGCAAACAACUGGCCUGCAGAGCUUCAAUAUGGUUGGCUCACACGGAAAGUCAUUGGAAUCUGCGAGCUAAUUCCGAUAAGUCCCAAUAUGAAUGAUUCUGAAACACUGCAUUAUAGGGAAGUGUUGGUUGUAUUUUCAGACCACUUGUUAUUCAUACAGGUCCAGAAGCCAGAAGACGUUGUCUCUGAGAAUAAAGAAUGGACAAGGCAAAACUCCAUUUCAGUGGCAGAUGCAUUGUUGCAUUCAUUGGUCAAUGAAAAGCCACUUCCGAACCUAGACUCGUUUCCAACAAUGACUGUAUCUUGUUGGUGCAGCAUAGACGACGCAAUUGUUUCGCAGUAUUAUUCUUUGGGAACCAAUGGAGCGCAACAGGACUGUGUACAAUUUUUGAACCAUACAAAAAAUGGGUUCAAGACAUUGAACAUGGGCCAGCCAGAAUAUUCAAGGCAUUACCACACAGUAGACCGUUCGGGAAAUGAUAUAGUGGAUUUAGUGACCAGAGCAAAGAUAUUGGAAAAAACCACGGCAUUUCAUUUGUUCAAGUCCCCGUGUCAUAAUGGUUACGAAAAGAUCUAUUACACUGCUCAUGACUCGGUAUCAUAUGGCGCAGAAACCCUUAGAUCGCCGUUUGUUGUUUUUCUUAAUGUUGAUACCGAUGUUUUAGCUUAUUGCCAAUCUCACUCGCACAUACAGUUGGCCUUACAGUUUAAGCUGACCGAAAAUGAUAAGGUGGAGGUUUUUGGGUACGGCAAAUAUGGGAAGGUGCAUAUUGAUGAAAUAGUAUCUGUUUCCAAUCUUUCGUCUUUUGUGAUGGAUGUGCUAGUCUCUACGGUUGGACGCAUUUUUUGUACAUACAGCGCCAUCACAAGAUGUCUUAUUAAAGGUAAUAGUAAUGAUUUAAGGAGAAUCAGCGAGGGUUGGGUAGGAAAACUUGAAACUGCCAAUGCAGUAAACCCUAUUGCAACAAUAGAAAGGCCGAUUUCACCUCCAGAAGCUGAGAGGAACAGUACAAAUGUGCCCACAGCAGCUGUUAAUACAGCAACUAAAGGCGUCCCCACCGUUACUAAUACAUCUACCACUGUAGAUGCUGAUGAGAACACUGGGCGAAGCUUGGCAAAGCAAGGUAAUAAGUCCUUGAGCAAGAAAAAAUCAUUAGUGAAUAGGCUUUUCAAAAAGAAUCACUCCCCGAAAAAUAGCCAACGCAUCAAAACAACUCUUUCAACAAACACGAUGUCAAGUAAGGCAACUUCUGCAUCUCGGAACUUGCCAAACACAUUUAUCCCUCAAGGAAAUAAAACCGAGUAUAAACAUGUGUUUCAGCCUGUGCCUAUUCUCGAAGAGCGUGCAGACUCAAUUUCCAGUGUCAUUAUUAAUAAAGGGAACAAUGAUGUGUAUAGAAAUGAACAAGAGGCUUAUCACAAGAAUAAGCAUAUGCGAGAAACUUCUGGUGGGGUUGAGCUUGAACUGAACUUUUAUCCAAGUGAUGAUCACAAGGUUCAUCAACCAAUGCCUUCAAUUGAAGUACAUCUGAACUUUCAAUUUCCUAUGGAUAAACACAUCACACAUACCACACCGAUCAGGACUACUGUUACUAAACCUGCCGUUGCUAAAUCUGCCGAUGUCAAGCACGCAACAUCCAGCUCAGGUGCUAAACUAGACACCGAAACUAUACCAUCCAAUUGCACGAUUAAACGUAUCUCGACAUUUGAUGAUCUCGCAAUUGUGCCCAAAAGAUCCACAAAACGUCCACUCCUGUGUAUGUCUAUGCUUCAAGAUUAUGAUUAUGGUGCACAUGGUAAUACCGGUCUCAGUAUUGAUACUAAUUGUGAAAACAUGGAAUCUGAACCAAAUUGGGUGAUAGCAAUGAGUAGAGAAAACUCGUUGCGCCUAAACAACGAAGUAAGAAAGCUAUCUCAGCAAUUAAUCAAUCCAAUUGAAGAUAUAAUUGAGUUUGAUGAAACGACAAUGAACCAAGCAACAGGGAAUGAUGAUGACAAUGGAGAAAUAGAAAUAGAAAAAGAAGAAAUAGAAGAAGAAGAAGAAGAAGAAGAAGAGAAAGAUGGAGAAGGCAGAGACGUUGAUGAGAGAGAUGUGGAUGAUAUCAACGCGUAUAUAGCGGAUGUUAAUCUUCUCAAAAAAGUCAGAAAAGUCAAUGUCGAUACUAAUCGACAUUCACAAGCCACGUACACAACUGCUGCUGAGAGCUCUAUAUUUGAUUAUUGCGGCCGUGACGCAGGUGCAGCCACUCACAAAGGCACACAACUGCCGCAUAAAACAUCGACUGUGAGUCUGAUCUCUCUAGAUCACCAUUCUUCCACCAUGUCUGGAGAAGAGAUACCGUCUACAUCAUCUAUGGAAAUUAUCACCAAUAUUGAUCAUCUCCCCAACUUGCAUCCACCACGGUUCAUGGAUAGUAAGUAUGCUAAGUCACGGAUAAAGCGCGACAUAUCUUCAGUAUCAGUGACUCCAUCAGCGUUCGCUUCCGACUUAGGGAAAUUGAUGGAUAUCGAAUUCUCAAAUGGCUUCAUCAAGCAAGGUACUAUAGUUAGAAAAGUGACGGGUCCCAAGCUAAUACCAUAUUCAAUACCAACAAAAAACAAGAAUUGUGAACAUACUCUUGUCAAACCCAAAUUCUCGAGUGAGCCCAAUUGGCAGAAUGUAUCAGUGGAAUCAAGAACUUCGUCAGCGUCGAACGUGUCAGAAAAAUUCUUUUCUCCUUCUUUGGAAGAAAAUUCUCAGCUGCCUCGCACUCUUGUCGAAGAAGAAUUGAAUCAAGAAAAGCAGGAAGUAAUGAAGGGUCAAGCAGCGUCAUUUGAAAAAACAAAGCCAAUCAGUGAUUCUAUGCGGGAUGAAUCAAUUGCACAGUUAUCGCAAUUGCUCGAACAGUCUGUAAACUUUGAAGAUUUUCAAGUAGAGUCCCUAUUAUCAACAUGA
Molecule: messenger RNA, 4533 nt
Organism: Lodderomyces elongisporus
Lineage: Eukaryota; Fungi; Ascomycota; Pichiomycetes; Serinales; Debaryomycetaceae
Gene: BUD3
Exons: 1
Coding region: 1-4533 (1510 amino acids)
Source: RefSeq, a predicted model, not a curated record